Heterocephalus glaber (naked mole-rat) is the source of this 9336-nucleotide messenger RNA. The record is from RefSeq and is a predicted model, not a curated record. NCBI's taxonomy places the organism in Eukaryota, Metazoa, Chordata, Mammalia, Rodentia, Bathyergidae.
ACUCCUGGACCUCAGUCCAGCAAGGCCAGGUUAGGGUUGGGCUGAAAAGAGCCAUUGGACAUGAGCUCAUGGAGGCACCGUGGCGGGCUCAGGUGACUGAGCACAGGAGGAGCCUGUGCUGGUGUGAUCACAGCCCCUUUGCUAGCUGGAUGCUGGAGAGGGUGUGGGCAGCUGCCCUUCAUGGGUGGUGCACGGUGCCUGACACUUCUGCUUCCACCCCGGUGCCCUCAGGCCCCUGCAGCAGGCGGUGGGGAAUGGCCCGGCUGCCUGGGAGCCCCACACGGUGAGGGACUGUGCUUGAGGCUUGCUCCAUUGGAUGGGCCCCUUCCAGGACUCCUCAGGAAAGGGCAGACACUGGGGCCAGGACAGGGUGCACCUGAGCACUGCUGAGUCCUUAGUCCUAUACAUGGGGUGCAGCCACACACCACCCCGUGAAGCACAGGGGAGCACACAGGCCAUCUGGAGGAUGAGAGGAACUUGUCCUGUAUGGAUGCGAGCAAGCAACGGGCCAGCAAAGGGCGUGGCAGGCACUCCUCGGCCACAGGGGUGAGGCAGCCUCAGUGCUCUAGCCAAUUGGCACAUGGCCCCGUGGAAGGACCCAUUGUCCCCUCAUCUCCUUGGGAGGCCCAGCAUGUACUCAGAGCUGGAUCUUGCAGGACUGUGUAGCCCAAAAGGGCUGAGCAGCACUGGCUCCUCUGACCAUAGGAAGAAGAGGGUGUCCAGGGGCAUGGGUGAGAGGGCUGCUCUCCAAAGAUGCUUCAGACCCCACCUGGGGCAGUCCAGGAAAGGUGCUGAGGGCGUCUUGGCCAUGUCCUGCCAUCAGAGGGUGACCUUAGCCAGGAGAGACCCUGUGGCGAUCUGGGCAGGUGUCCCCCAGCCUCUGGGUCGUGUUGGGUUGAUACAGAUGCAGGGUCCUAGGCCUUGGGUGGGGUGUGGUCCCUGAAUCCCUCUGGCCAAGAGGGUGGGAGCCGGCUGACCACCCACUGGACCCCCAAGGUGUCCAGCUCCAAACUGGCCUUUGCAGUUGGCCCAGCUUCCUUCCCCAAGGCACUGGCCUGCCCUGUGACCUCUUCAAGGCCAGCCCUGCACUGCAGGACCUUGUCUAAGACUGGGAUUCCUGGCAUCUGCCCUGUAGACCUCAUCACACUGUCUGGCCUGUGUGAUUGCUACUGAGCUGUAACCCCUUCCGGCGAUCAUCAACUGUGCCACAGGUGUGGCCCAGUGGGAGAAUGGAGUGAGCUCCUGGGCAUGUUGGGUGGGAUUCAGGUGGCUGCCGGGGGUGGGGCAGCCCUACUCUGUCCUGACCCUGCUAACGUGGACGUGUGGCUGGGCCCUCAGCGUGUGGGUGGGGCUACAUGGGCAGCCCCUCCUGGAGCUCACAGUCACCUCCCAUCGCUGAGCUAGGGAAGCCUGGACAGCUCAACUGCCUUGCCUGAAUCCCAGCACUCCUGAGUGGUUUUGAUUGUGUGUGUGUGUGGUACUGAGGGUUGAACCCAAGACCUGCUGUGCUGAGCUGCUUUCCCAGCCCCUAUUGAGUACACUUUUUUUUCUUUUGUAUCGGGGAUCAAACUCGGAACUUUCCGCUUGUAGGCAGGCAGUGGAGCCACUGAGCUAGAUCCCUGGCCCUCCCAGUCUCUUUUGAGAUGGUCUUGCUAAGUCACUAGGUGGCCGAGGCUAGACUUGAACUUGCAGUCCUCCUACCUCAGCCUCUCACCACACCUGGGUCUGCUAAGUGGUUUGAGGGUUACUGCAGGGACUAACUGAGGUGACUCCACAGCAGGGCCAGGGUGAAAGACACAGGGUGGCCGUGCAGGGCCAUGGUGUCCAGGACACUGACACCAGCUCCAGCGCGGAUGUGCGUGUACACACGUGCCCAGGUGCCUGUGAGCCGUGGCUGUACACACGUCCCCAGUGACUGUCCAGGCUGAGGCCUGGCCUCUUAGGUCUUUGCGCACAAGGCUAGGCUGGGGGCAGGAGCUCCUGUCUGGCACCAGGAGCAGGGCUAAGGCCAGGCUGUGCUCUCUGAGUCGUCCUUGGCCUGGGCUCCAGGGGCUGAGUGCACCUUUCAGGUGUCUCCAGCAAGGGCAGUCAGCCGCAGUGCCCUGGUCCCUAGGGGACCUGGCUCAUAGAAGGGGAUGUCCGGGACCACAGCAGCUCCUGUCCACACAUGGCCCAGGGCCUGAGUGCCCAGUAGGGAGGUUGGGGAGGGGUGCUUGUACCACCCCAGCCCUGCUGGGCUCUCAGUGAGACUGGGGUCAGGCAGUGCCAGCACUGGGUGGAGGGGGGCUGGCGUGGAGAUGAGUCAGGUACAGUGGUGUGCAGCCAGGGCGGGCCUAGGUGGGGCCUGCGGAGGGGUGGAGACUCCGUUGGCUGGGUUAGGACAGCAGCCCCCCAGCUCUCCCAGUGGGGAGUGUGGAGGGGCCAGAGCCUGGAGAACAGCAGAUUUGGGGUCCUGGGGCCAUAUGGCAGGGGAGUAGAGGCUGCGAGGCCAGACGGGGUGCUGCUCCAGUCUGCUCGUGCUAGUAGACUCAGACCCCUGGUGCCAAGCACUCUGCGUCUUGGUGCCCAGGACCAAGUACGGGGCCUUUGUCCCCCCAGGAGCCCUGUGUGCUCCCCUCUGGGAGUGAGGAGUAAGGCUCUGCCCUACGGAGAGUGACGGGGCCCUUCCUGCUGGGGCCACUGUUUCCCACCGAGUCCCGGGCACAGCAGAGGGGAGGGGCCAGGCCUGGGCGGGGUGCUGACGUGGAAGGAGGGGCCUCGUAAGCCCCAGGGUCCUGGGCCCCACCAGGCCCGAGUGGACCAGAGGGCCCUGAGCAGUGAGCGGUGCUGCCUUGGACCAGGAGUUGGCUGUCCACAGUCUUGGCCAGGUAGAAGAGGGGCCCAGGGGAACCCCUUGGGUCUGCACAACUGUGACCUUUUCAAGAGACUGAGGAGCUGAGUCUUAUGCGGGUAGCAGGAGCUACAGGGCUGGGGUGCAGUGGAAGGCUGUGGGGGCCCAGCACCCGCAUCAUGAAAUGCCAGGGUGGAUGGCUAGCAGAGAGGGCCUCGUGUUCACAGCUACAGCCUGGGCAGCCCACAGUGGGGAGGUGUCUGGCUUCAGAGUAUGAAUCAGGAGGGUGCGGGGGGGCCUCACCUGGUAUCUGGUCGGAUCAGGUAGAUGAGCCAUAGUGUCCUCCCCUGCCUGGGUCUCCUGGCCUUGGCAGCUCAUCGCUGGGCCAGCACCAGGGGCCUUGACUUGGAUUUCUGGCAGCCUUCCUACUGGUGGGCUCCCCCUUGGGCAAGGGCUGGUGCCCUGGUGGGGCUCCCUUGGGCAUACAUUUAGGGAGGUUCCUCCGAGUCAUUCAGGAUGCUGGACAGGGACCCAGGGUACUGUUCGCCCCAGACUUGAGCUCCACUGGGGCCACGGCUGCACUUUAGCGUCUGCUCAGCACCGGAGGGCGUGGGGCCUGGUGUGCACAUACAGCAGGGGUGGAGAGGAGCUGGUGUGUUCCAGCCCCCGUCUGUGCCUGGCCUGGGUCUCAAGACCUCGGCUCACCGCAUGACCUGGCUGUGUGCACCUGCCGGAGAGGGGCAGUGGGGCCCCAACGUCCUGCUGCCAGGCCUGCAGGCCCUCAGGCGGGGCCUCGGGCUUCGAGGGCGGGCGUUUGGGUGACAGCUGCGAUGGCCUCUCCUCCCACAGGCUGCAUGCCAUGAACCCCCAAGGCCACCCCGCCCUCCACUUCUGCCUCUGGCUGUGGCUGGGUGCCAUCUCCACACGUGGGCAGGGACAAGGAGGUGGCCGCCUGAGGCUGGCCGUGCUGCCCGAGGACCGGCUGCAGAUGAAGUGGCGAGACCUGCAGGGCGGCGGCCUCGGCUAUCUGGUGCAGGUGAAGCCCAUGGCAGGGGACUCAGAGCAGGAAGUGAUGCUGACCACCAAGACCCCCAAGGCCACCGUCGGGGGCCUGAGCCCCUCCAAGGGCUACAUCUUGCAGAUAUUUGAGCUCACUGGCUCGGAGCCCACCCUGCUGGUGCGGAGGGAGUUUGUGAUCAAGGAUCUGAAGAGUAAGCCCCUGAGCAGGAGUGGCCAGAGGCCACCAGGGACAGCCCUAAAGCCUCUACCCUCCCACAUGGGGGGCCCGGGCCCCAAGCAGACCCCUGAGCCCAGCAUCACCUUUGUGCCCAGCCAAGAGCCGCCUGUGCUUGGCACAUCAGAGUGGGCUGAGAGCGUGCCCAGCCCAGAUCCGGAGCAGCCGGAGCAGCCCAGGGGCUCUGGGGUGCAGGAGCCUACUCAGCUGACCCCGGGCCUGAAAGGACAGAGCCGCUCUGUGGCCCCCACUGGAGGAAGAGAGGAGCCAGCUGGCCCCCAGUUCCGCUGCACACCCCCCACGCCCACCGACAUGGUCUUCCUGGUGGACGGGUCCUGGAGUGUCGGCCACAGCCACUUCCAGCUAGUCAAAGACUUCCUGGCCAGCGUCAUCUCACCCUUUGAAAUUGGGCCCAAUCAAGUCCAAGUAGGCCUGACUCAGUACAGCGGAGACCCCCAGACUGAGUGGGACCUGAACUCCUUCCGCACCAGGGAGGAGGUGCUGGCCGCUGUGCACAGCCUUCGCUACAAGGGAGGAAACACAUUCACAGGCCUCGCCCUGAGCCACGUGCUGGGGUACAACCUGAAGCCGGCGGCAGGUCUCCGUGCAGAGGCGGCUCACUUGGUGAUCCUGGUGACGGAUGGCAAGUCCCAGGACGAUGUGCAUGCAGCUGCACACACCCUCCAGGGCCUGGACGUCGAGGUCUUCACUGUGGGGGUGAAGAAUGCCGACGAGGCUGAGCUGAAGCUCCUGGCCUCCCAGCCGCAGGACAUCACCGUCCACAACGUGCUGGACUUCCCCCAGCUGGCCACCCUGGCUGGCCUGCUCAGCCGCCUCAUCUGCCAGCAGGUCCAGGGCUGGAACCUGAGCAGGGCCCCAGGUGAGGGAGCAGCCACGUGGGCCCCAGCCGCUCCAGCUCUGGACACCCUCCCCGUCCCCACCAGCCUGGUGGUGACCCAGGUCACCUCCUCCAGCAUCCGCCUGUCCUGGUCGCCGGCCCCUCAGCCGCCCCUCAAGUAUCUCAUCGUGUGGCGGCCUUCCAGGGGUGGCGUCCACCGGGAGGUGGUGGUGGAGGGGCCUGCAGCAUCCACAGAGCUUCGGAACCUGAGCUCCAGCACCGAGUAUUUGGUGUCUGUGCUCCCUGUCUAUGAGGCCGGGGUCGGCGAGGGCCUGCAGGGCCUGGCGACCACAGCACCCCUCCCUCCACCCCGGGCGCUAACCCUGGCUGCAGUGACACCCAGGACCCUCCGCCUCACCUGGCAGCCCUCGGCUGGGGCCAGGCAGUACUUGGUGCGGUGCUCGCCAGCCUUCCCCAAGGGUGGGGAGGAGGAGAUUGAGGUGCGGGUGGGGCAGCCAGAGGUGCUGCUGGAUGGCCUGGAACCGGGCAGGGACUACAUGGUCUCCGUGCAAAGCCUUCAAGGGCCAGAGGCCAGCGAGGCCCGGGGUGUCCACGCCAGAACCCCCGCCCUGGCCCCCCCAAGACACCUGGGCUUCUCAGACGUGAGCCACGACUCAGCCCGUGUGACCUGGGAAGGCACCCAGCGGCCCACAUACCUGGUCAGGGUCAGCUACAUCUCCAGCGACGGUGGCCACUCGGGACAGAAAGAGGCGCCUGGGAAUGCCACCUCGGCCACCCUGGGCCCCCUGUCCUCCUCCACCACAUACACUGUCCGAGUCACCUCCGUCCACCGGGGAGGCAGCUCCUCCACGCUGACCGGCCAGGUGACCACAGGGAAAGUGCCCAGCCCAAGCCAGCUGUCUGUGACAGAACUGCCAGGGAAUGCAGUCAGGCUGACGUGGGCAGCUUCGGCCCCAACCGGCGUGCUUGUCUACCAGAUCAAGUGGACUCCCCUGGGAGAGGGGAAGGCCCACGAGAUCUCUGUGCCAGGCACUCUCAGCACAGCUGUCCUGCCCGGCCUGGGGAGGCACGAGGAAUACGAAAUCACCAUCCUGGCCUACUACAGGGAUGGGGCCCGCAGUGACCCUGUGUCCCUCCACUAUACACCCCCUGCAGUGAGCAGGAGCCCCCCCUCAGGCCUGACCCUGUCCUUGGAGACCCCCAACAGCCUGCACGUCAGCUGGACACCCCCAAGUGGCCCCGUGCUCCACUACCGGGUCACCUAUGCGCCAGCCUCGGGCUCAGGACCUGAGAAAUCAAUCUCCGUGGCAGGUCACAGGGGCCAGGCCACGCUCCCUGACCUGCUGGCUGCCACCAAGUACAAGGUCCUGGUCUCAGCUGUCUACGCAGUAGGGGAGAGUGUGGCUGUGUCUGCCACAGGCCGAACAGCAGCCUGCCCUGCCCUUCGCUGGAACAGCUCCCUUCCAGGGUUUGACCUGAUGCUGGCUUUCGGCCUGGUGGAGAAGGAGUACGCCUCCAUUCGAGGUGUGGCCAUGGAGCCUUCGCCUUGGGGUGGGACCCCGACCUUCACACUCUUCAAGGAUGCUCAGCUGACGCGGCGGGCCAGCGACAUCCACGCCGCCGCGCUCCCGCCGGAGCACACCAUCGUCUUCCUUCUGCGCCUGCUCCCCGAGGCGCCCCGCGAGGCCUUCGCGCUGUGGCAGAUGACAGCCGAGGACUUCCAGCCUGUCCUCGGCAUUCUUCUGGACGCCAGCAGGAAGUCGCUGACCUACUUCAACCACGACCCGAGGGCCGCCUUGCAGGAGGUCACCUUUGACCUGCAGGAGGUGAAGAAGAUUUUCUUCGGGAGCUUCCACAAGGUUCAUGUGGCUGUGGGCCGCACCAAGGUCAGACUCUACGUGGACUGCCGGAAGGUGGCCGAGAGGCCCAUGGGAGAGGCUGGCAGGUCGCCCAUCACCGGCUUUGUCACCCUGGGGAGGCUGGCCAAGGCACGGGGACCCCGGAGCAGCUCGGCCACAUUCCAGCUCCAGAUGCUGCAGAUUCUGUGCAGUGACACCUGGGCAGACGAGGACGGGUGCUGUGAGCUCCCUGCUUUGAGGGACAAAGAGACGUGUCCGGCCUUCUCUUCUGCCUGUUCCUGUUCCUCUGACACCACUGGGCCCCCGGGGCCCCAAGGGCCUCCAGGCCCCCCAGGCAGGAACGGCACCCCAGGACAGCAGGGCCUCCCGGGGCCUAAGGGAGAGCCAGGGCCACCAGGACAGACAGGACCAGAGGGCCCUGGGGGACAGCAGGGGUCACCAGGGACUCAGGGCCGUGCAAUCCAGGGGCCUGUGGGUCCACCGGGGGUCAAAGGAGAGAAGGGCGACCAUGGCCUCCCGGGCUUGCAGGGCCACCCUGGCCAGCAAGGCGCUCCUGGGAGAGUUGGGCUCCAAGGACCAAAGGUACUGGCUCUGACCUGGUUACCCCGCGGCGGGCCAGAGGCUGGCAGUGCAGGAUGGGGAACAGCUCCUCCACUCUGUGCACCCCGAGUGCCCUGUACCCUGGCCCAUAACGCUCCCUGGGGUUGGGUGAGGGGAGUGGGCCAGCCAGCCUGCGGCUCACAGACCUGGAGCGGGUCACCUGUGCCCAGCACACCCUUCUCCCACCAGGGAACGAGAGGACUGGAGGGGCCUGCUGGCCUGCCUGGACCCCCAGGCCCCCGGGGAUUCCAGGGCUCAGCGGGAGCCAGGGGAACCAAUGGGGAGCGAGGGCCCCCAGGGGCUGUGGGGCCCACGGGGCUUCCAGGACCCAAAGGGGAGCGAGGGGAGAAGGGGGAGCCUCAGUCCCUCACCACCAUCUUCCAGCUGGUGAGCCAGGCCUGCGAGUCAGCCAUCCAGACACAUGUGCUCAAGCUGGACUCCUUCCUCCAUGAGAACUCCAGGCCCCCGAUGCCCAUCCUGGUCGAGACAGUAGAGCCAGGCAGGCCUGGGCCCCUGGGGACCCCCAGCCUUCGAAGCAAGGCCUCACUUCCUGGAGAACAGGGGCGCAGGGACCACCGUCCUGAGCACCAAGGUACCAGGCUUCCUGCACUUGGCCAGCCUGUAGCUGUCAGCCAGCCGGGCAGCCCUGGGCCCAGGGUAGCCGGGCCCCAGCAUCCCAGGAGGGGACAGGACGCGCCCCGUGCUGCCUCGAGUGACCCUGGGCCUUCCGCCCGCACCUUCCCCUGGGUGUCUGGACACUGGGAGAAGAGUCCUGGCGAGGCGAGAAUGAGGCCCCAGGAAGAGUGAAGAUGGGAGGGGAGGAAUGAGGAGGUCCGGUGCGCCCGCCCCGACUGUGCUCUGUAGCAUUUCCCAGGCAGAUAAAGCGCCGAGGCCUCGGUCAGCACCAGGCGCCUGCUCACUGCGGGGUGGGGUGGGGGUGCCUCCACCCUGCUGUUACUUCGAGACUCACACAGAACCUGGCCUGGAUUUCUGGCCCCUCCUCAGAGCCUCACCUGAAUCCUGUGCUGCACUCUUCUCAUCCCUCCCCUCCCCCAAGACAGCUGGUGGCUCACCUGCUUACCGUCACCAGCACACCGGCCUGUGUCCUCCAUCCUCCCAGGUUCCUGUCACACGGGGUGAAAUCAGGCUUCCCUCUCACCGGCUCCAGAAUGCCGCAGGCUUCCUGCCGUGCCCACCCCAGGGCCUUGGCACAUGCUGUGCCUUCUACCAGGCUCUUCCCCCAGAUAGUCACUCUCACCUAGUGACCCUACCUCAGAGCAGUGCCCCCCCCCCGGCCCUGGUGUCCCUAUCAGCCCCUACAACAUGUGGAGAUGAGCAGAGCUUUAUCGCCUAGCCCAAGAAGUUCCGGUCCUUGUGUGAGUGACUGGACCCCUCACAUGCUCAGCCUCUGCACUGAGUUCCUUGUCCUAGGGCUCUCAGAGCAAGGUGUCCCCCACCUUGCUGUGCCCCUGCUGCCCGAUGCUCCCCGACCCCAUGAAAUGCUGGAGGAGGACUCACAAACCCAUCCCAGAGCCCGCUGGACGUGGGGACCAAUAGGGGACAGGAGGAAGGAUCAAGAGCCAGGAGAGGGCACCCUGCACCCGAGGGGGACACUUCCCUGCCGGCCUCAAUCGAAAACUCCUGACCCCACAUGGCGCACUGCCGGGAGCGUGCACAGUCUCAGAUCUGAGGAGAGGGAGGGGCUGAGGACAGGCUCCAGACAGCGGAGCACCAGGCAGACAGGAGGGGCAGCUCACACAGCGCACAGAGGGGCUGCAGCCCGUGUGCACAUCAGACAGUCACAGAGCAGUGCCCAGCGGCUGCGGCCCUCUGGACACUGGCUCCUGUCUGGGGCCGGCACGGCAGGGCUCGGUGCCUGGCCAGUGACACAGCUUGGCUGGCGACUCUGUCUCUCCAACAUGGUAUUAUGGGUCCUCCAGCAGCAGGACCAAGG